CCCCCCACCGCCGCAGGUGGGGCGGCCCCGCGCGGCGCGUUGGGCGGGAACGGGGCUCCCCUCAGAGCUUCGCCGCCAUGUUGGGGGCUCCCCUCGGGGACCCCGCGGCUCCGCUCAGCAGCCCCCAGGCUCCGGGCCGCGGGCCGCCCCCCGCUGCCCAUGGCUGCGGUGGACCCCCGGGUGCUGGCCGUAGCCGCCCGAGUCGCUGAGAGCAGGGAGCGGGACGUCCCGGCGCUGCUGCUGGCGUUGAAGGAAAUAUUAAAUUGCCCUUCUUUGGGACGUAAGGAAUCCGAAAAAGUUAAGCAAGACAUAUACUAUUAUGAUCUGACUCGCUACUGCUUGCUUGUCCUUAGACAAGACUACUCUCGAGUGCGUGGAGGCUGGGCUACUGCUGCCCAGCUAGCAGAGAUACUGAGUCAUUGUUGUGUAGGACUAGAGGUGAAAGAAGAUCCCGAGGAAUUUUACACAGAAUUUCUUCCUUCAGCUAUAGACAACCUGCUGUUUUUGGGAAGACGCCUGCAAGCACGAUUUAUCCGAGCAGUCAAGAGUCUUGUUCAGGACACCACAUACACAAUCACUUCUCAGAAGGAUGAAGAAAAACAAGAUUUUUUACACUGUUUCCAAACAGUAACCGAUGCCAUCUGCUGGCUGUUUGGUGGGCAUAUUCAACUAACAAAGCAUGUACUGCAAAACGAUCACUUCCUGCAGUUGCUAGUAACAGACAAUGUUGAAACAGCAGUUAUAAUGAUGUCUGUUUUACAGAGUAUUUUGGGGGUCAAUAGUUCUGUCUUGCUUCAGGUUGAUGAAGAGACCCUUCACUCUGUUUUGGAUGAGCUCGUUUAUAAGCUUUCAUCUACCACCAAUCCUGUCAUAGGGAAUGCUGCUACAAAACUGCUGUUGUUGAUAGCGAAAUUUUGCAAGCAGCUCCUGAAGUUACUCACAACUCGCUAUAAAGGAUUGAAAGUGCUUUUAAGUAAACAGUGGACUGGCAAAGGAUUUGACAGGGAUCUCAGUCAACUUUUGGACUUGCUAUACUUGGAACAAUCCAGUGGAAAAAGGGAAAUGCAGAGGCAGCGUCAAGCAGCUUGUAUAAUCCAGGCUGCGUGGAGGGGAUUUCAGACAAGAAAAAGGCUGAAGAAACUACCCCAAGCAGUGACCAUUUUACAGAGGAGCUUCAGGGCUAAACGAGAACAGGAGCGGCAUCAUUUAGAAAAACAGAAGGAAGAUGAAGCCCUAAAGCUGCAAAUGCAACUUCAGAGACAGAGGGCCAUGAGACUCUUCCAUGAAAGACAGCUGGCCUUACUGGAAAUAAUCCAUGCAAGUCAGGUAAAUAAGCACAUGCAGGAAAUGGAGGUAAAGUCAGCAUUAACUAUCCAGAGAUUCUGGAGAGGGUAUAGAGCAAGAAGAAGUUUUCAUCAGCAGAGACAAUCUCUUAAGGAGUAUAAAGCAGCUGUCAUCAUUCAGAGAGCAGCUUGCAAAUUCUUGGAAAAACAAAGAAGUAAAAGACCUCUAUCUCCUUGGAAAGAUCCCAAAGGACUGACUGAUGAGCAGAGACUGGCUUUACAGCAGAAGGUGGAUGACUACAUCAAAUUGCAUCCGGCUUCCCAAAUGUCAGAAGAAAUGAGUAAAGAAUUACAUAUGCAGGCCCAGGAAAAGCUGGCACAGUUCAUGUUGAGGAGCAAAUUGGAUCAGAGAGCAGCGCAGCGGAGAGAGACGUUACUGGCUCAGGUCAACACUGAUGUGGAGCUGCUAAUGAAUGCUCCACGGUUAGCAGAGACCACAGAAAAAGAUCUUGCUGUCUUUAUGAGUCGGUCAGUCCCUGUAGCUACCAAGGCCAAACAGUCCCACAACGCUAUGCUGAAGUAUGCUCGCUGGCCGUGGUGGAAGAAGCUUGGAGAUGAGUUUGUGGAGGAUGAUGUCAUUCCUGACGAUGCCCUGAAUGCAGAACUUGGAAGUCUGUUUAUUGGUGGAAGGAAAUCCUAUUAGCUAUUGGUGGAAGCUAAUCCAUUUACAGGCAAAAGUAUCUGUUACUCAUCCAGAUGCAUACCUUGCACUGUGCGUUCACUUGCAUGUGUUUUUAAGGAAGGAAAAUACUUGAAUUCGAAGACAAAGCACUGAAAGAGACCAAGGCCAUAUUUUAGUGCAUUUUACUAACGUUAUUGAGAAUCUUUUCCAGUGAACUUGCAAUAAAAUCCUAUUGAUUGUGCUGUUACAAAGAGGAUUUAGAUACUGUAGUUGUAAAUUAGGAUAUUUUAUAACUUACAUUGCUUUGAAAGCAAGUGUGUAACUUUUGGCUUUCGACUUAUUAUUUGAAUCACUCCAUUGUGAAAGCCUGGGCUUUUAUAGCAAAAUGUUUUAUCAGGUGAUGUGCUUCAAGAUAAAGAUGGGUUUGGAACAAACCAAGACGUCAGUAAGAAGCCAAGCAAGCACUUAAGCAGGCUGGGUGCUUCUGGCAGGGUGGAACAGCUAACUCCAGUCAGCACAAGCAAAGCUUUGUCUGAGGAACCUCCACCUCUUGCUUGGGAACAAGUGGAAAAAGCAAGGGGAUGAAAAAAAAAUUCUUAGAUCAUACGUAUUUUCCUUUAAAAACAUGCAGUUACUUCCACAGCCAGUAUGCUGCGUUGCAUCGUGGUUGCAGUCCAGACAGUUGCACGGGCUCCUAGCCUCAGCACGGCCACUUGCACCAUCAGCUUCACCUCAAACCAUGAAGACAGUGUUAAAUCCGGAAAGGUCUCCAGCACAGUCACUGUGACCUGGUCCACAGUAAAAACCUCCAGCCAGAGGCUGCUGCUUAUCGAUCUGCGUAGAAAGAAAGGAGAACACGAGGCUGCGGUAGUGCCUGCGCUAUUAAUAAAGGUAUCUAUUAGGUGAGAGACGCAGGGAGUCUUAAGAGUUAGAUGUACCAAACUGCAGAGGAAGGAAAGCACGGUGAUGUCUGCCGGUUGUAUGUGGGCAGCAGUACUACUUCAGCAUGUUUGAUUUCCAUCUUCUCUAGAAGAUUUUGUGUUUUAAUUUUGGUGAUGAAUGGAAAACAAAUAAAUAGAAAUAUUGGGCAGAAGCCCAAGGCCAUUCA
Cygnus atratus (black swan) is the source of this 3073-nucleotide messenger RNA. It is a transcript of the gene IQCB1, whose product is annotated as IQ motif containing B1. The transcript has 14 exons. Gene Ontology annotation, molecular function: calmodulin binding. Gene Ontology annotation, cellular component: cilium. Bases 160 to 1986 code for a protein of 608 amino acids. The record is from RefSeq and is a predicted model, not a curated record. Gene Ontology annotation, biological process: cilium assembly. NCBI's taxonomy places the organism in Eukaryota, Metazoa, Chordata, Aves, Anseriformes, Anatidae.